Messenger RNA from Haliotis rufescens (red abalone), 4742 nucleotides. Its product is annotated as calmodulin-A-like. The record is from RefSeq and is a predicted model, not a curated record. Bases 627 to 1106 code for a protein of 159 amino acids. The transcript is spliced from 5 exons. Gene Ontology annotation, molecular function: enzyme regulator activity; calcium ion binding. NCBI's taxonomy places the organism in Eukaryota, Metazoa, Mollusca, Gastropoda, Lepetellida, Haliotidae.
GUGGGGAAAGAGUAACUAGGAAGUUUGGAUGCAAGAUAACAAACCAGCGUUCCAUUGCUGCCGCAAGUGACUUGGAACCAAUGCUGCGACAGACACUUGCCGUGAGAUGGUUGCGUCUUGUUUUGUCAGUGGCAGAUAUCUAUACGAGGAACAACGGAUGGAAGGUAUGCACCAACGUGGCAGGCGGGAGCUGGGAAAUAUAGUUUCCCGUUGCAGUUGUAACCUGAGAUCCCAAUGACCCCAGUUCUAUGUUUACCCGUGACUUGUUCCUGAUGAUAAUGCAGAAGCAAUUGGUGUCGACGUGUGCAUGCUCAUUGCUGUGCUGCAUGUUGGACAUGAUCUAAUAAUGGCGUUUAUCGGAUGCGUAUUACAUAGGUGGUGAAAUUAACAUCGUGUGGUGAUAUAUUGUGCAAAUGGUAAUUAUUGCACUUUCUAUCAAAUUCGCAAAGAACUCUCUGGAAAAUAUAGAGCAAAGCUGAAGCGAUUAUCGGAUUACCCCUACAGUACCUGGAGUAAGUGGCGACAGUUCUUGUUGUAGGAACUAUGCUAAGAGUUGACACACUCUUCUGGACAUUUUGAUUCUAUUGGAAAACAUUAAUUAGCCAAGGCUCUAAGCACACCAUAGUAUGAACCCAGAACCCAUACCAUUAUCAGAAGAACAGAUUGCUGAAUUUAAAGAGGCGUUUUCUCUGUUCGACAAAGACGGGGAUGGCACUAUAUCCCACAAGGAGCUAGGUGUUGUGAUGCGGUCACUGGGCCAGAAUCCUACGGAGGAGGAGUUGCAGGAGAUGAUCAAUGAGGUGGACGCUGAUGGUAAUGGCACCAUCGACUUUGAGGAAUUUCUCCAAAUGAUGGCAAAGAAGAUGAAAGAGACAGAUAAUGAUGAGGAGUUACGGGAGGCAUUCCGUGUGUUCGAUCGAGAUGGAAAUGGUUACAUCAGCGCCGCUGAGUUGCGGCAUGUUAUGACAAAUCUAGGAGAGAAGUUAACCGAUGAAGAGGUAGAUGAAAUGAUUAAAGAGGCUGACGUUGACGGCGAUGGAAUUAUCAGCUACGACGAUUUCAUGACCUUCGCCAACCAGCUAUUGUUUUCAUAUGGGCCGUUUUGAUGUCGGAAAACAAGGUUUAACAUAGCCCAAGUUCCUUUAUGGACUGAUACUGUGCCCAAGUCCUCGAUGACGAUAUUCCAGUGUGCAUCUCAAAGAGACAAGGAGGCCAAGAAUACAGUAGAGUCAUACGACCCAUAUGCAAAAAGAAGUCCAUGCCCGAGAUAGUGUGAGAAAAGACCUCUCUGGCACCACGAUGUCUGGGAUAUCAUUUACGUUGGGAUAUGUGCCAGUCAGUCGUUCUCCUGCGGCAGUCACUGCAGGCCACCAUCCCCAGCCUGCAGCUGUGCCCCCUUCCAUGUUGUACUCCGCUCACUAUCACCCGGAGUCUUUGCUUAGGUGCACACAGUAGGUUGUUGUUAACAUAUCGUCUCACAAUGAACAGGGUGAUGUGUGCGCCAUGUAUGUGGGGCAACAGUGUGUGAGGUAACACCAUACAUAGACGGUUGGUGUUGACACUGUCAUGUGAACUAUACCUGACGUUGUCAUUGCGCCCACGUCAGUUGCACUUCAUACAGUGUGAUCGAAUACGUGCAUGUAUUAAAAAAGUGUUUGAUUUCUAAAAGACAACGUACAUGAUGAGGCCCCGAUCGGUCCACUUGGUGUGCAUAUAAGAAAUAAUGAACGUUUCCAGAUCGAGUUAGUUAUAGAUGUGUUCAAAUGAAUGUGAAUUAGACUUUCCACCACUUCCAUGUUUUAGCCUCUAGGUAAGACUAAAAUGCGCUCUAAAGGUUAGAUUUAAAGGAUUUAGAGGAUUUGAUGAAGCCAGUUUAUUUGUAUAUGAGCAGGCCUUUGACACAAGUAGUGAUACGAUGUUGUAAAGCCAGUACACAAACAUAUAGUGAAAAGCCUUCUCAGAUCCCCGUGAGGAGUUUGGGUGGUACUGGCUCCCAGUGGACAAUGCUGGUGGAAAGAUGCGACCAAAUUGGAUCGAGUGGUCAGGCUCGGCGCCUUGGCUUAUUGCGUGUCAUCGGAUUCUGGCUGCUUGGAUUAUUGCUGAUUUUGGCCCGGUCCUGACUUAAUCAUUAAUUGUUCUAGGCUGUGAUAUAGCUGGAAUGAUGCUGUCUCCGUCGUUCAACAACAUGCACUCAAUUCACAAUUGCAUAUCGUCAAAUCAACAUUUUCAACAUUUAUAUUUAUACAUUUGAUUCUGUCAGAAAUUUGCAAGUGAGAGAGAAAAAAGUUGAGUUGCUAUUCACAUAAAAAAAUUCGUAACUUUAAAAUUGGACUUUUUCAGUCACAAGGCAAAAGGCGUUAUUUAGCACACCACGGUCUUAGUCAGAGGACCCGUUGUGAUAAACCACAACUGUCACAAACGUUUAAGGUCAAUUGUAAGAAACGUGUUCAGAAUAUUGGAACAUAGUUUUUUUCAACGUUCUCAGAAUAUUCGUCACUGAUAACUGGUAUCAAUUAUGUUCAAUUUCAUGUACUCAUCUGUCAAUAUUCCAAAAUUUAUUAAUUAUAUGUACAGCGAUUUAAUCUACUCACUCUAAGAUACUUUAAGACAUAUUUAUAUACCUAUGAUAUCAGGCGGGGGCACGGGUGACCCAGUCGCCUAGGGCGACGCAGUACGCUUUGCAGAACUGCGUCCCUAAGUGUGCCAAACAUCUGUGGUAGCAGGUUCGAUUCGUGAUUCGGCAUGAUUAUGUUUGUAUGUUUGUCAGCACCUUACCCAUGUCCGUGGGUUCCAUUAAAGUGGUAAACGUCUAUGACCUGCAUCUAUUCGGGCUUUCCACCCACAUCUAAUAAAAUGACACACCGUGAUAAAACUCACUAGAUGAUAUAGCAGGACAAUACCCUGUAUUGUUUAUAAUCGUCAGUGAUCAUAAUUAGUAACACACUGUAAUUGCAGGAUACGUGUUCAUUACGAAUUAAUCGCACACUUAACAAUGUUGUGCUUCGCAAAGACAGACAAAUACUUAAAAGAAAGUAUUCAAACUCGUUUCCAUAAAAUAGAAACAAAAUAAGCAAUGGCGAGAACGUAACAGUAUCAAGAUUUAUAUUAGUAUUUUUACAUGAGUAAAACUGUGUACGCGAAUAAGAAUGUUUGUUACCUGAGAUAUUUUUUAUAUUACCAUUCUUUUUUGUAUAUAACAAUAAUCACCUACGCCGUUGCCAAAUAUUCCAAAAGCAGAAUCUCAUUCCAGGACAGUGACACAAUGAUCUUUCUGAUACAGUGAACGCAGUUAUCACAAUGGUACAGAUUAACUUUGAAAAUCACCAAUAGGUAACGUCCUAUCUCAAUUUUUUAAUUACAGACAUAAACGCAAUUCAAAUACUUACUUUGCGCACUUUAACUAAGUCACUGCGUCGGGUGAUAUUAUAAUAUCGUCCAAUUGUUAGUUUAUAUCAUCGAAAGGACUGACAAAGUAAACAUUUGGGAAUUUCGCUGCCUAAAGCAGAAUACUAUUCGUUAUUCAUUGCCUGUAUGUAGAUUCUAAAAUGUAUUAUUUACCGACUUAUGACGUAACAUUGAGAUUAUUGCUAUGGCAGUAAUGGUUUUGUGGUCCCCUGAUAAUCUCUUGUUUUGGAAUAGUUAUGUUUAUGGAAUAGUUAUGUUUAACACAGGAAUACUAAGAGAGUCAGAUUUAUUACGCUGGUUAGGUUUCAACAUUGAAAACAUCCUUUGGGAAUUUCAACAUUAUAUGUGUAGAAGAUUAGGUUUUGGCGAAUGACGAAAGAAACCAUAACUGAUAUUGUCAGGAAAACGUCUGUCAAUGAUUGUCCUAGAAACCUUUUUGAACCAGAAUAUGAACUCCGGCAAAUAGUGAUAAUAUUGUUUUCCUUUGUUCGGUCUGGUGGACAGAGUCUGAAAAUGCACACCUUUGAGACAUCUAUAUAUUUUCUACGGAUGAACACAUCUUGUAUGUUAGGGCGCAAAUUGAAUACAUGUACAUAUAGCCUACAUAUAUUGCAUUGUCUGUGAGAAAACUUAUAUUUACCUGUUUGUACCCAGUUGAUUGUUGUUUGUACAUUUAUAGCAAAUUUAUUAUCAUAUUUUACCAAAUGUACAUAUUGUUAUCGAGAUAAUUUAUUUAUAUAAGAAACGAUGCCAUAUUUAUGUUUGAUCAGGAUGGGUGUAUACUGUUUUAGUGGUGUUUCACAUCCAAUGAACAUUUAGAAGAUAUAAGUGUCGUGACUAUUUUAGUGACAAAGUAAUCAAACACUUCAAUAAAAUGUACUUGAAAUGUGACUGACAGUCAAUGUACUAAAAUAUUUGAACAUGAACGGUAGUCAAACGAAAUUGUAAUGGGGGCGUCCCGCCUGGUCGAGACACAUUGUUUAAAGGUGAUUCGAAGCCGGUAAAUCAUUUUUCACCGCGUAUGAAUAUAUUCGCCUGUCUCAUUUGAAAAAUGUAUCAUUGGGCAUAGCGACAUGACUAUCGCUGUCCUUAUAUGUUGCGGCGAUUAAUACAUAUCAGAAAAUGUGGACAAUUUUUGUUGGUUUCCACAGCAUUCUGCUAAAGUAUCGGGUAGACUUCACGGGUCCCAGAAAUGGUUUAGUUACCAUACUGAUCAUGGAAGUCCGGUGGAGGUGAGGUGAAACUGGGUUUAACGUUUAACGUCGCGUCCAAGAUUAUUGCACUUAUAUAGCAAUGCAUGCACGUGUAUGUGUUUGUGUAGCUGCUUGUACUAGUCC